Molecule: messenger RNA, 11512 nt
Organism: Folsomia candida
Lineage: Eukaryota; Metazoa; Arthropoda; Collembola; Entomobryomorpha; Isotomidae
Gene: rg
Product: neurobeachin
Exons: 61
Coding region: 2106-11258 (3050 amino acids)
Biological process (GO): intracellular protein localization
Cellular component (GO): cytosol; membrane
Molecular function (GO): protein kinase binding
Source: RefSeq, a predicted model, not a curated record
AUUCGGUGUGUGCACUACACGGCAUGAGGGAAAGUUGGCGAGCAGCAGUAGACGGGCAGCAGUAGCACAUCAUCCAAUGCUAUCCGGGUAUCAGAGAGACUGUCUUUCUUUCUUUUCUGGCUCUGCUAUCACCAAAUCCUCCAAGUCAUGACUAGAUAGGAAGACUCCAGUUUAGUUUUCUCUCAGACGAAGAAGAACCCUCUGGUCCUCCUCCGAAAAAAGCCAAUUCAAGCAAUGCUUCAAACUCUUCGACUUAAAAGAAGAAGAAAAGUGGUGAAAGCAUUUUCUAUCCCAUCCAUAAAGAAAACCCCAGUGUCAAUCAAGUCAAACCAACUCUGGCUUAUGUGGGAUAAAUUAUUCAUUUCAUUUCCAGAGUUGAAUUGAUAUUUAAACAAGUGGAAAUUGGACAGAUAACAUAAAUAGAAUAGAUAAAUGUCAUUUUAUAAAACUUUUCGCAAACGUAUGAACAGACUUCAACUAAAUUUCCGUCUUUUAGCAACAUAAAUAAUUUUAAUAUACGUCAAGUGAUAAAAUAUAAAGUGCAUACAUAUUUAAGAAAUUUAAAUAAAUUUAGAGCAUGCAGUAUAAAGCCGAUAAUAAUUAAGGUUAAAAAAUUAUGCAAUUAAUCACAUAAAAUAAUUAAGACACAUUUAACAAGUUUAAUCAUACGAACUGCAACUGCAUAUUACUUUAAGUUACUUAUUACAAACUUGAUUUGUUUGUGAUCUUCAUUAUAAAAAUAUUAAUUUUCCAUGAAGCCUCUAAAUCUGUGCAAGUAUUAAAUUUUAAAAAAAGUACUUACCAGCAACCAAGCGAUGCAAUGCACUAGCUCAGUAAAAAUAACAAUAAAAUAAUAAUUGCAAGUUGACACAAAUUGUAUUAAAAUAUAGCUCUUCAGCAAAUACAAGUACACAUUAUUCCAUCGCUCAAAAGUGAUACAAGCUUAUUAAGUAUUCGACUAUUUACACAGUAUUUAUUAUCCGCACAGACACAGCCACAUUCGGUUUACAUACAUACAUAAAUUCAGUGCAAAAUUUAUUUGCCACCGAAUUAAACAACCCUAGCAAGACUAGGCAGUUAAGUUAAGCAGAGUAGAAAGUUAGUAUUAUUAUUGCUUCCUGUCGAAACGUAGAAAUAAUAAUAGUUUAUAGAAAUCGGCAAGUUAUACACAGUAUUUUGAAGAAAACGAUAAUUUAAUGCGAAAUUCAAUUUGAAUUGACAGUGGCUUCUCAAUUCUUGACUUAACAGUGUUGACAUUUCCACAAUCAAUCGACGACGAUUAAGUACUUACUACAGCUACCCGAUAUAAAUGUAAAAAGCUUAUUGAAAUGUAACCAAACUUAACCGAUCUCUCCAUUAGGAACAACGCCAAUAAAGUAUUUUAGGUUUUUUGGGGACGAUAUAUAACAAGUGUUGUGAAUAAAAUUUGUGAUUACAGCUUUCUCCUCAAAAACCAAACCAAAGUAAAGACGUACAUACAUUCCAUUGAAAUCAGUAUUUACCAAAACAUCAAAUCAAGACAUUCCAACAUCUGUAUAAAAAAGAGUGAUUAAUUAAACUUUGCAAUAAAAACUACCAAAAUUACUGUCCAGUCUUUAAAAUAAGUGGUCGUAAGGACGUAAAGUUUGUGAUUUUGACGAGAAAGAAUACGAAUUCCGUUUAGGACUGACGAGCAGAAGGGAAUUCGAUUUAGUUCAAGUGACAAAUGAACGUAGUCCAUGUGUAAGCUUAACUUAAUGGUUACAUUUAUUGCCAUGUCCGGUGAAAGUUGUUGGCGGAGGAAUGGCUUCUCAAUUAAUAUUUAAUCCCAUCCUCCUCUGAACUCAUACCCACCUCGUCCCCACUACAGAGAGGACUACAGAACUAGCACUGCUUCAAUAACGAUAUAGCAAAGCAAAGGCGAGGAGAUCGAAGUAAGCAGCAAACACUUUCGAGCCAACGUAACGUUGCCAUUAGAAUACGGGAAUUUCAGUGCAAAGUGAUUUCAAACAGCCAUCCACAUGAUGAUCGCACACAUGAUAACCAUCAGUGGCAGUUUCUCCUAAGCUUCUAUUCUUCCCGUGCUGUUUGAGCCUGUUCUUUCGGUAAAACAAUAACACGCCAACAUGAACACCGCAGAGACAACGAAACCAGACCCGACCCCGAUGGAGACGGUCUCAGUUCAAACCUGCUCCUCCGAUGAGCUGGUGACCAAAACUCGGACGGCAACGGCAUCCAUCCAAACCACCACCGAAGAACCAACAACAUCCUCAGAAUCUGGAGAAGCAAAUCCUCCUCACCCAACUGCUUCCACCGAGCUCGCCAAGUUGGCACUGAUGGAUAAGUCCAACCUCAAAUUCGCUGUCCUUAUCGGACUCAUAGAAGUAGGCCAAGUGACUAACAAGGAGGUUGUAAACACCGUUCUUCAACUGCUGGUGGGAGGAGAAUUCGACAUGGAGCUGAAUUUCGUGAUCCAGGACGCCCAGAAUAUAAAGCACAUGUUGGAAAUGCUAGACCAUUGCCCUCCUCAUCUCCAGGCCGAAAUUUGGAGCGUGUUUAUUGCAAUUCUUCGAAAGAGUGUACGAAACCUACAAGCUUGCACCGAAGUUGGAUUGAUCGAGCACAUUUUGCAUCGUCUCCCCCACGCAGAGCCGGUUGUUGCAGACUUACUGAUUGAAAUGCUGGGAGUGUUGGCCAGCUACAGCAUCACCGUCAAGGAGCUUAAGCUGCUCUUUGGGUCCAUGAAGACCGUGGACCGACGCUGGCCCCGUCACUCGGCCAAGUUAUUGAGUGUCCUUCGUCAAAUGCCACAAAGAACGGGUCCUGAUGUGUUCUUCAGCUUUCCCGGAAAGAAAGGCUCGGCUGUUCUGCUCCCUCCAUUGGCCCGAUGGCCAUAUGAAAAUGGUUUCACAUUCAUGACAUGGUUCCGUCUUGAUCCUAUCAACUCCGUCAAUAUUGAACGAGAAAAGCCCUAUCUCUACUGUUUCAAAACGAGUAAAGGUGUGGGAUAUUCUGCUCAUUUUGUGGGAAAUUGUUUGGUGCUUACAUCCAUGAAGGUGAAAGGCAAAGGGUUCCAACACUGUGUCAAGUACGAGUUCCAGCCUCGCAAGUGGUACAUGAUCUGCGUCGUCUAUAUCUACAACAGAUGGACCAAGAACGAGAUAAAGUGUUUCGUGAACUGCCAACUAGCCAGUUCUACGGAGAUGUCGUGGUUCGUCUCGUCAAAUGAGCCCUUUGACAAAUGUUACAUCGGAGCUACACCAGAUUUGGAUGAAGAGCGAGUAUUUUGUGGUCAAAUGUCUGCCGUCUACCUUUUUGGCGAAUCUCUGACCCCGCAUCAAAUCUGUGCCAUGCAUCGACUCGGUCCAGGAUACAAGAAUCAAUUCAGGUUUGAAAACGAGUGCCAUAUGCAACUUCCGGAUAAUCAUCGCAGAGUACUAUACGACGGUAAACUGUCAUCGUCUCUGGUCUUCAUGUACAACCCAGUUGCCACAGAUAGCCAAUUGUGUCUUCAGUCAUGUCCCAAAGGAAACAUUUCUUAUUUCGUCCAUACGCCUCACGCGCUCAUGCUUCAGGAUGUCAAAGCUGUGAUCACGCAUUCCAUUCACAGUACGCUCAACUCCAUCGGAGGAAUCCAAGUGUUGUUCCCUCUCUUCGCACAGUUGGACCUCCAUCACGACGGCUCGGAUAACAAAGAUCCAUCACUUUGCUCGAAAUUGCUGGAGUUCAUCUGCGAGCUGGUGGAGUCGUCACCAACGGUGCAGCAGCACAUGAUUCAAAACCGCGGGUUCCUAGUCAUCAGCUACUUGCUCCAGCGAGCGUCCAGAGAGCAUCUCACUAUUCAAGUGUUGUCGUCUUUCCUUCAACUCACCAAAUACCUGGUUACCUGCUGUCCAAAUGCCAACAGCGAACUACUCCUUAAACAACUGUUGGACCACAUCCUGUUCAAUCCAGCCCUGUGGAUCUAUACCCCUGUGCAAGUGCAAAUGAAGCUGUACUCUUACCUGGCCACCGAGUUCCUUGCAGAUACACAAAUCUACUCCAAUGUACGACGCAUUAGCACCGUUCUCCAGACUAUGCACACCCUAAAAUACUAUUACUGGGUUGCAAACCCCAAGGACAAGUCAGGCAUCGCUCCCAAAGGUCUCGAUGGUCCACGUCCUGCCGAUGACAUCAUUGCAAUACGAGCUUAUAUUCUCCUUUUUCUCAAACAACUAAUCCUUAUCGGCAAUGGCGUCAAGGAAGAUGAGCUCCAGAGCAUUCUAAAUUAUCUAUCGACGGUGAAUGAGGAUGACAAUCUCCACGAUGUUCUGCAAAUGUUGAUCUCCUUGAUGUCGGAACAUCCGUCGUCACUUGUCCCAGCCUUUGAUGCCAAAAACGGAGUGCGUGCUGUGUUCAAACUUCUCUCCUCAGAGUCUCAACUCAUUCGUCUACAGGCGUUGAAACUUCUUGGGUUUUUCCUCUGUCGGAGCACCCACAAGAGAAAGUACGACGUGAUGAGUCCUCACAACUUGUACACGCUCCUCGCCGAACGACUCCUUGUUCACGAAGAGUCCCUCAGUCUUCCAACCUACAACGUGCUAUAUGAGAUUCUUACGGAACAUAUAAGUCAACAGAUAUUGUAUUCCAAGCACACCGAACCAGAGUCAAACUACAGGUUGGAGAAUCCAAUGAUUCUGAAAGUGGUUGCGACGCUGAUACGACAAUCCAAACAGACUGAAGUACUUCUGGAUGUUAAAAAGCUCUUUCUCUCGGACAUGACACUUCUGUGCAAUCAUAAUCGUGAAAACCGUCGAACAGUUUUGCAAAUGUCUGUCUGGCAGGAAUGGCUCAUUUCUCUGGCGUACAUUCAUCCCAAGAAUAUUGAGGAGCAAAAGAUUUCCGACAUGGUUUACUCCCUGUUUCGUAUGCUGCUUCAUCACGCCAUAAAGUACGAGUAUGGAGGUUGGAGAGUAUGGGUAGAUACGCUAGCAAUCGUUCAUUCUAAAGUGUCCUAUGAAGAGUUUCGUUUACAAUUCACGCAAAUGUAUGAACAUUAUGAGCGCCGACAAACGGAUAAUAUUACUGACCCAGCCGUCCGUCAGCAACGUCCAAUAAGUACCAUUUCUGGGUGGGAUCAGCCGCCCAUAAACGAAUUUGAAUCCGGAGAAGACGUCGUCGGCACAAUUACGGUGACCGAUGUAACGAAUGACCUUUCGGGCAACGAGGCAGAAGAGGAGCUCACCGAAACUGCUGAUGAAGAAAACAAAUCUGGCACUGAGACAGAGGAUCGGGAAAUUAAGUCCGAUGAAUUCGAUUCUGCUGAUGAAGCAACCACGGAAAAAGUAGUAACCAAACCAACCAUCCCAUUGGCAGAGGAUGAGGAGGCAACAGCAGUGGUGGUGGGAGAAAGUAGUCCGUUUAAAGAAAAACUUGAUAAAAAUAUUUCCAAAGAAGGGGAUGCAGAAGGCGAGAGGGAGGAGGAAGAGGAAGAGGAUAAAAAUAUACAAGACUGUGAUACUACUAAGGAAAGCAAAAUUAUUUCAGACCCCGAGAACCCUCUCCCCCUGAAUAUUGUAGGUUGUAAGGAUGGUGAUGAUGAUAAGACAACUAGCGUAAACUGUGUGGAAGAGGAACCUGAAAAUGACACUUGCUCAACGGAACCAGAGAUGCCAAAUAAUUCUGAGAAUGAUAUAGACUUUGAGAAAAAUUCUUCUUCAGUCCCAUAUUCCCCAGUCAAGAACGGAAUCAAUGGAAAGUCAAGCACCGAACCGGAAGAUGAUGAAGGUGACUCGGGAUUUUGCAAGUCGAAAUCUUCCAAAAUUGAGUCAAAUGAGGCAGCUUUGACAAAUGGUGGUUUGUCGCCAGAGAAAAAGUUGGAUGGCUCCGGUAAAGCCUUAUCGGAAAGUCAAGAUGAGACGUCUGAGGCAUCCGUUGCCUCCUCCCCUGCAAAAGAGUUUACUUCAAAUUGUUUAGGAAGUGACGAUGAGACGACUGGAACUAAGCCAGUCGUUGGUCCAGAAACGGAAGACGAUGAUGAAGAAAUGGAUAAUCAACCACUUUCACCAUCUGUACCAGAGGUAGAAAUUAUACAGGAAAAUGGUAUUCCUCAUUCUCCACAUUCGCCCUGUGACGACAAUGUAAUUCACCACGUGGGUUCUCAGCAAGAUGGUUCCACGUUGGUUUCUUUGGACAAGAUGGAGUGGAUCAAUCCAGAUGAGUCUAAAAUGUCAAAGUCUCCCAAACGUAGUCCUAUUAACUCGUCCAAGGCUGAAGAAAUCUUGUCCGUCGCAGUUAACACGGAGGUGAUUAGUGGUGUUGACGACUCUGUUGGUGGCGACAAGGAACGAAGGUCUGCAGCAGAAGUUCUUGAUGACGAAGAUGAGCUAGAAACUAAACGAAGUUCUACUGCAGCCCAAACCCAAACCAAUGAAGAAGGUGGUGGUUCAGGUGAAAGGAGAAAAUCUGCUACAUUCCAUCACGGAGGUCGUCAUUUAUUUAAUCCAGGACCGUCUCACCCUCCAUUUAGAAUUCCGGAAUUUAAAUGGUCCUACAUUCAUCAAAGACUUCUUUCCGAUGUGCUCUUUUCUCUCGAGACGGACAUACAAGUGUGGAGAAGUCACUCCACGAAAUCUGUCCUGGAUUUUGUGAACACUGGAGAAAACACCAUCUUUGUGGUCAACACGGUCCAUUUGAUUUCCCAAUUGGCGGAUAACUUGAUAAUCGCGUGUGGUGGGCUUCUUCCUUUACUGGCGUCUGCCACAUCUCCAAACAGUGAUUUGGACGUAAUUGAACCAACGCAAGGGAUGCCGAUUGAAGUCGCAGUAUCUUUCCUGCAGCGAUUAGUGAACAUGGCGGACGUUCUGAUAUUUGCGAGCUCCCUGAAUUUUAAUGAACUUGAGUCAGAGAAAAAUAUGUCCAACGGAGGAAUUUUACGACAAUGUCUCAGACUUGUGUGUACGAGUGCCGUCCGAAAUUGUCUGGAGUGUAAGGAGCGCCUUAGAAUUCAACAAACUGGAGGAUACUGCGGUGGUAAUGGGUCCACAAUACCCGCAAAAGUGGCCCAUCUCCAUUCGUUGAUCCGAGGAGCCCAAGCAUCCCCAAAGAACAUUGUUGAAAAUCUGGCAACUCAAAAUAGUCCUGUUAAAGAUCCUGAAAAGUUGCUACAGGACAUGGAUGUUAACCGACUCAGAGCAGUGAUUUAUCGUGAUAUUGAGGAAACAAAGCAAGCUCAAUUUCUUUCGUUGGCAAUCGUAUAUUUCAUUUCCGUUUUGAUGGUUUCAAAGUAUCGAGACAUUUUAGAGCCUACGCCAACGCCAUCGUCAAGUCCAGUACCCCAAAUGACGGACUCCUCCUGUCCUUCAGGGUCGCACCCCAUAACGAACGGGACCUCGUCGUCCAUUCUUUCUGUGCGGAGCACUAAAUAUGGUUCCCAGCGACCUUUAUACCCAAAGUGGACAAAUCACAUUUUUCCACAGUAUCUCCCGACAUUAACUCAGUCUCCUCCUUCAUUCUCUUCCUCCUCUGCAACUGUCUUGUCUCAUAAAUUGUCUUCACAAGCCGAGGAUGAAAAUGGGCGAAAUUCACUGGAAAAUCACACUGAUGUCGACCCACACAACCUUCUCAAAGGUUCUGGGCAUUCCAAUACUGACCACGAAUCUGCGGAUGAGGGAAGCAUAAGUGGAUCGUCGGCAAAGACCGAGACCAAAGAGCAUAGCGGUGGAGAAGAGCCCUCAAAGUCUCCUAACAUUACUUUAAAGAGUGAUGAUCCAAUGAGUGACGUCUCCUCCCAGAAGUCUAUUGAGGACAUGAAUAAUCCAGGCUUCACUGGAAAUGAGACAACUGACGAAAAGAAAGCAGAGGACAGUUGGACGGAUGUCAGCUUAAAUGAUGACAGUGAAACCAAUCUGAAAAAAACCGAAGAGAAAGAUGGGAUGGACCGUGGCGAAAAACCACAAGCUCAAAUUAGUGUCGUAAGUGGUUCACCAAUGCACAAUUCUGGGAGUAACGCGUCCACAUCUGUAGUGCCCAAAGCUGAAGAGCUAAACAUUAAACCGUUGAUGUCCACCGAAGGAUUUCCCCUUCCAACGCCUGCUCGAGAGUCGAAUUUAACCCAAAAGUUAGAAGCCGCACUUGGCUCAGUUUGUCCACUACUGAGAGAAAUCAUGGUCGAUUUUGCUCCAUUUUUGUCAAAAACUCUUCUGGGUUCCCACGGGCAGGAAUUAUUGUCUGAGGGUCUUACAACUUUUAAGCAUAGUACAUCCGUUGUGGAGUUGGUCAUGCUGCUUUGUUCUCAAGAAUGGCAGAAUUCGCUACAAAAACAUGCCGGCUUAGCCUUCAUUGAGUUGAUCAACGAAGGGAGGCUGCUGUCGCAUGCCAUGAAGGACCACAUUGUCCGAGUUGCCAAUGAAGCCGAAUUCAUUUUGAAUAGAAUGAGAGCAGAUGACGUUUUGAAGCACGCAGAAUUUGAACAAACAUUAUGCAACCAGACAUUGAUGGAACGGAAGGAGGAGGAGAAAAUGUGUGACCAUUUGAUCACUGCUGCCCGACGAAGGGACAAUGUCAUUGCGGCCAAAGUUCUUGAAAAGACAAUAAAUAUAAUUUCUAAUAAACAUGGAGCUUGGGGAUAUGAUCAAAAUACAGAGCAUGUGGUCGAAUUCUGGAAACUUGACGCAUGGGAAGAUGAUGCUCGACGUAGAAAACGCUUUGUUCGUAACCCAUACGGGUCUAGUCAUCCUGAAGCAACUUUAAAGGCAGCUUUAGAACACGGCCUUCCGGAAGAUGCAAUCCUACAGGCAAAAGAAGAGUUCCACACACAUUUGGCCGCUAACAGAUCACAGCAACCUAUUCAGUCCAAUGACUUGAUGGAUGACAAUGAACUCCUCUCUGACGACAGGGAAUUGGAUCUAGAUUUAGUUGGCCCAGUAAAUAUUAGUACCAAAGCUCGACUUAUAUCUCCUGGCGUUGUUUCUCCCGGAAUUGUCUCCAUUACUUCGAACGAAUUAUACUUUGAAGUUGAUGAAGAUGAUGACGAAUUCAAGAAAAUAGAUGCCGAGGUUUUGAAGUAUUGCGACCAUCUUCACGGAAAGUGGUACUUUAGUGAAAUCCGAGCCAUUUUCUCGAGACACUACCUUCUCCAAAAUGUAGCAAUUGAGAUCUUUCUCGCCAGCCGAACCUCGGUGAUGUUUGCCUUUCCGGAUCAGGCCACUGUGAAGAAAGUGAUCAAAGCAUUGCCACGAGUGGGUGUGGGAAUCAAAUAUGGGAUCCCACAGACCAGACGGGCUUCGAUGAUGUCUCCGAGGCAGUUGAUGAGGGCUUCCAACAUGACGCAGAAAUGGCAGCGGAGAGAAAUUUCCAACUUUGAAUACUUGAUGUUUCUGAACACAAUUGCGGGUCGAACCUACAAUGACCUCAACCAAUACCCCGUGUUCCCCUGGAUUCUAACCAACUACGAGUCCAAGGAUCUGGACCUUGGUUUGUCCAGCAAUUACCGGGACUUGUCCAAGCCCAUCGGAGCUUUAAAUCCAUCCCGACGGGCGUAUUUCGAAGAACGGUACAACACUUGGGAGCAUGAGAGCAUCCCAGCUUUUCACUACGGUUCCCACUAUUCCACAGCUGCUUUUACUCUCAACUGGUUACUUAGACUGGAACCAUUUACGACCAUGUUCCUUGCCCUCCAGAGUGGAAAAUUUGACCAUCCGAACCGACUGUUCUCUGAGAUUUCCCUUUCUUGGAAAAACUGUCAAAGGGACACUUCCGAUGUCAAAGAACUAAUUCCGGAGCUGUUUUAUCUACCUGAAAUGUUUGUGAACAAUCAUCACUAUAAAUUGGGAGCUCAGGAAGAUGGGAAUACGGUUGAUGAUAUCGAACUUCCGCCUUGGGCAUCAACUCCGGAAGAGUUUGUUCGUAUUCACCGUAUGGCUCUCGAGUCAGAAAUCGUCUCAUGCCAAUUACACCAAUGGAUAGAUCUUAUUUUCGGAUUUCGACAACGAGGACCGGAAGCAAUCAGGGCGACGAAUGUUUUCUACUAUCUCACUUACGAAGGAAGCGUGGAUUUGGAGUCGAUCCAUGACCCAGUAAUGUUGGAGGCUAUUGAGAAUCAAAUUAGAAGCUUUGGACAAACACCUUCCCAACUAUUGAUGGAACCACAUCCCCCAAGGAGUUCUGCAAUGCAUUUGUCGCCGAUGAUGUUUUCCACCGUGCCAGACGACAUUUGCAUGGUCAUGAAGUUUAUGUCCAAUUCUCCAAUUUGCCACAUUUCUGCAAACACGUACCCACAGCUUCCUCAGCCCUCCGUGGUCACUGUGACUGCGAGCCAAAAUUUCGCCGUUAAUCGCUGGAAUACAUCUUAUUCUGCCUCAAUGCACUCGCCAAGUUUUGCUGAAACUACAAAUAACUUAACUGCGAACUUGCCUUUGAUAAUGGACCCUGCUCUGGCUCAAGUGAACAAUCAUCUCCCCAAAAGGCACUUGGGGGAUAAUUUUAGCCAAAAAGUGAAAAUGAGAGCGAAUUGUUUCGUCACAACUGUGGAUUCUAAGUUCCUGAUCGCAUGUGGAUUUUGGGAUCACAGCUUCCGAGUCUUUUCCACAGAGACUGCAAAAAUCGUCCAAAUAAUUUUUGGCCAUUACGGAGUAGUCACCUGCUUGGGGCGUUCCGAAUGCAACAUUACCUCGGACUGUUACAUUGCAUCAGGGUCCACCGACUGCACCGUCCUCCUCUGGCACUGGAAUGCGAGGUGUCAAGCCAUCGUGGGAGACGGCGAGCAUCCUACGCCACGGGCCAGCUUAACGGGACACGACACUCCUGUGACCGCUUUAGUCAUCUCGGCCGAACUUGGUCUGGUCGUCAGCUCUUCCGAAAAUGGUCCGGUGCUAGUACAUACCACGUUUGGUGACCUGCUCCGAACUUUAGAUGCCCCCUCCAAUUUCCGAGGUCCUGAGAAUGUCACCAUGUCCAGAGAAGGGAUCGUCGUUGUGAGCUAUGAAAAAGGGAAUAUUUCUGCUUUCACUAUGAAUGGGAGACGAUUGAGACAUCAAUCACAUCACGACAAUAUUAAUUGUGUGCUGUUGAGUCGAGAUGGAGAAUACCUAAUAACGGGUGGAGACAAAGGAAUUGUUGAAGUUUGGAGAACAUUUUCGUUAGCAUUGCUAUACGCUUUUCCUGCCUGUGAUAGUGCUAUCCGUUCUCUUGCCCUGUCUCAUGAUCACAGAUUUUUAUUAGCUGGUUUAGCCACGGGUUCCAUCGUCGUGUUCCAUAUUGACUUCAACCGCUGGCAUCAUGAAUUCCAACAUCGCUACUGAAGAUACUAUAGAAUUUUUAAGAAACAUAAAUAAAUAACUAGCACCGUGCUUUCGCAUUUGUGUCCAUAAUGCAUUCCGACUAAUAAUUCCAGUCCAUUCAUCUUGAAGUAAAAAAAAUUGUUUUAUUACGACUGCAAUCGAGUAGAUUCCAACUCAUGAAUAUUCUAUAUAUGUUUGUCAUUUAACCAAUAAUAUAUUAAAUAUGAUUACGCUAAUACUUUUAAUAAAAGGAAUAUAAAUUACAAAAUAUAAAA